Molecule: messenger RNA, 2948 nt
Organism: Cucurbita pepo subsp. pepo (vegetable marrow)
Lineage: Eukaryota; Viridiplantae; Streptophyta; Magnoliopsida; Cucurbitales; Cucurbitaceae
Molecular function (GO): DNA binding; protein dimerization activity
Source: RefSeq, a predicted model, not a curated record
CAAAAUGGUAUAUAUUAUGAAGAAAAAAAAGGGAGAAUCACAUCAGUAACCAGUCAUCGGUCAUCGCUUCAGGCCGCCGCCCGGUCUAGUGUCACAGAAGUGCAACGAGCCCUUCCGGUUGUCUUGCCAAGAAAUCCGGUUCGACCAAAAAAGAAAACAGCAAAUAACCGGAUCAUUCGGUUGGCUAACCAUAAAACGAGUAAACGUAACCGACUGUCGUUGCCCUAACCGGCCCAUCCCGUUGCGAAAAGGAAAACCAGCGCGUUUUCCUGCCCUAAAAAAUUCAAACCCUAAACCCAACUCGGUUUCUUUUGUUUUGAGCAAGCCGAACCCGCCUUUGUCCUACAAAGUAUUCAACUUGGAGUAAGAAUUUUAAUCAACCUGUGCUUUUUGUGGACGGUGUCUGUUGAGAUUGCACAAAUGAACUUCGGUUUGCAACCAGUUCCUAUAACGCCCCAAAAACACGACCCAGCAUGGAAACACUGUCAAAUGUUUAAGAAUGGGGAUAGAGUGCAGCUCAAAUGUUUGUACUGUCACAAACUUUUUAAGGGUGGUGGGAUUCAUAGAAUAAAAGAACACCUUGCUGGUCGAAAGGGUAAUGCUUCUACUUGUCAUAGUGUUCCUCCUGAGGUUCAGAAUCUAAUGCAAGAGAGCUUAGAUGGGGUUAUGAUGAAGAAGAAGAAAAGACAGAAGCUUGAUGAGGAGAUGACUAAUGUGAAUGCCAUCACCGGUGAGGUAGAUGCAAUUACCAAUCAUAUGGAUAUGGAUUCUAGUUUUCAUUUGAUUGAAGUUGCUGACCCAGUUGAAACCAGUUCAGGUUUGUUGGUCAAUCACGAGGAAGGAUCGAGUAAUAAAGUGGGAAGGAAAAAGGGUAGUAAAGGUAAGAGUUCUUGCGUGGAUAGAGAUAUGAUUGUUCUUCCAAAUGGUGGUGGUAUAUUAGAUUCUAACAAGCUCAAUAAUCAAGUGCAUAUGGCAAUUGGGCGAUUUUUGUUUGACAUUGGGGCAUCUCUAGAAGCAGUGAACUCUGCCUAUUUCCAGCCAAUGAUAGAAUCAAUUGUUUCAGCAGGUACUGGGAUUAUACCGCCCUCAUACCAUGAUAUCCGGGGUUGGAUACUAAAGAAUUCAGUGGAAGAAGUGAGGAGUGAUUUUGAUAGAUGCAAAGCCACAUGGGGCGACACCGGUUGUUCUGUCAUGGUCGAUCAAUGGCGCACGGAAGCAGGUCGAACCAUGCUGAUUUUUUUGGUGUAUUGCCCUGAGGGAACAGUGUUUUUGGAAUCAGUGGAUGCAUCUGGAAUUAUGGAUUCUCCAGAUUUGCUUUACGAGUUAUUCAAAAAGGUGGUUGAACAAGUAGGGGUGAAACAUGUACUGCAGGUGAUUACUAGGUUUGAAGAAAACUAUGCUAUUGCUGGUAGAAAGCUUUCUGAUACAUAUCCAACCCUCUAUUGGACCCCAUGUGCUGCUAGUUCUGUGGAUUUGAUUCUUGGGGAUAUAGGGAACAUUGAGGGUGUAAAUACUGUUAUUGAACAGGCUCGAUCGAUUACAAGAUUUGUCUAUAACAAUACUAUGGUUUUAAGCAUGGUCAGAAGGUAUACUUAUGGGAAUGAUAUCAUAGAGCCUUGUACCACAAGAUCUGCCACAAACUUCGCCACGUUGAACCGAAUGGUUGAGCUGAAACGAUGUCUGCAGACCAUGGUUACUUCUCAAGAGUGGAUGGACAGCCCAUAUUCAAAGAGGCCAGGGGGACUGGAAAUGUUGGAUUUAAUCAGCAGUGAAUCAUUUUGGUCCUCGUGCAAUUCAAUUAUUCGUUUGACAAACCCUUUAUUGAGAGUUUUGAGAAUAGCAGGUAGUGGGAAGAGGCCCGCAAUGGGAUACAUUUAUGCAGCAAUAUAUAAUGCUAAACUAGCUAUUAAGACAGAACUUGUUGACAGAGAGCGUUACAUGGUCUACUGGAACAUUAUAGAUCAGAGAUGGGAACACCAUUGGCAUCAUCCUCUUCAUGCCGCUGGAUUCUACUUGAACCCCAAGUUCUUUUAUAGCAUUGAAGGAGAGAUGCAUAGUGAAAUCAUGUCAGGGAUGUUUGAUUGCAUUGAAAGACUGGUUUCUGAUACAAAGAUUCAAGAUAGUAUAAUAAAAGAAAUGAACUUGUACAAGAAUGCUGAUAAAGAUUUGGGAAGAAAGAUGGCCAUCAGAACAAGAGAAACACUUCUUCCAGCUGAGUGGUGGUCUACAUAUGGAGGAAGAUGCAAAAAUUUACAAAGCUUGGCCACUCGAAUUCUAAGUCAAACCUGCUCCUCGGUGGGGUUUCAGCAAAAUCAAAUCCUUUUUGAUAAGUUACAUGACACUAGGAAUCACAUUGAACAUCAACGUCUUAGCGACCUUGUAUUUGUGCGCUUCAACUUGCAACUUAAACAAAUGGCCGCUAAAGCCAAUGAACAGCAUCCGGUCGACCCCCUUUCGUUCGAUGGGCUCGGUAUUGUUGACGACUGGGUUUGGAGAAGGGAUUUAUGUGCAGAGGAUUGCGGGAAUCUGGAAUGGACAAUACUCGAUAAUCCUCCUUCCAGUUCCACUAUGCUUUUACCCAUGAAUGAUGACUAUGAUGACUUGCCUGCAGGGUUUGAUGACUUGGAGGUUUUUAAAAGGCAGAGGGAGAGUGAAGAUGACACUAUUUCUUAACACGAAGCUUGCAAUGCCUGCAAGCAAGUCGCACCAUUUCUGUUGGUACAUGAUCUUACUUGCAGAAUGAAUGUUGUAUGCUUCUGUAGUAGAAUAGGUCACUAGGUCACUGUAACCUAUUACUGAGCUAAGUAGUUCGUAGAUCACAAGGCUUUUUAGGCAACUUAUGGUUUAGAUUAUUCAGAUUAGAGCUGUAUAUUGCAAAGGAUGGAGGGUCUUUGAGCCUGAAUGAUUAUACCAUCAUCUCUAUAGAUAUAUGAUGCUGUUCUUGGUAA